Messenger RNA from Microplitis mediator, 1939 nucleotides. RefSeq names its product protein RFT1 homolog. Gene Ontology annotation, biological process: glycolipid translocation; dolichol-linked oligosaccharide biosynthetic process. Gene Ontology annotation, cellular component: endoplasmic reticulum membrane. The transcript is spliced from 9 exons. NCBI's taxonomy places the organism in Eukaryota, Metazoa, Arthropoda, Insecta, Hymenoptera, Braconidae. The record is from RefSeq and is a predicted model, not a curated record. The coding region runs from base 169 to 1848 and encodes 559 amino acids.
UUCAGUAUCACAAUUCCACGGGCCCCUAGAUCUUGAAACAACUACAAGGUAGCCGGUCAGUUUUUUAAAUUUCGCGCAAUUUAUAAUUCUCCAAACGUGGCCUGCGUGGCCCGAAAAAACAUAUCAGGUCAAGUGAAAUUAACAGAAAUUUUUAAAUUUAAUUUAACAAUGACUAGAAACAUUUUAUCAACUAGUUUAAAAAAUGCAUAUUUUAAUAUUAAUUUUCAAAUUUUUUGCCGUGGUCUUACAUUUCUUUUAAAUGCGUUUGUUAUUCGACAUGUUGGUGAAAAAGUUCUUGGUGUGAUAAACGUCAGACUUCUUUUACUAGAAUCGAUGAUACUUUUGCUAUGUCGAGAACCUUUUUUGAAAGCUUGUUUGACAGAUUCAGCAGAGCACAACUGGGCUCAAGUUGUCAACAUGUUCUGGAUAAUGAUGCCAAUUUGGUCAACGAUAUCAAUUUUAUCUGGAUGUACUUGGCUAUACGCACUAACUACUGCUGAAGAAUUACCACUGUAUUAUAAUUUCGCAGUCUUAGCAAUAACUUUUUCUAGUAUUAUUUAUUUUCUAUCCUUAAUUACUCAAUUAGUAUUGAGUUCAUUUCUCUUCGUUCGGUGUAAGAUUGUGAUUGAAACUAUUACAAUUGUACUGCGUACUUUGAUAUUCAUUCCAAUGGUUUUACAUAGACCGGAAAAUGCAUUAUGGGCUUUUGGUGUUGCCCAAAUAGUUGCUACUGUUUUUUACACAGUAACUCAUUAUAUUUAUAUACAUUGGUAUAUUAAAAAUAAUAUAAAACAUGAUAAGGAUAAUCAUCAAUUAAUGUCUAGUCAAGAUAAAGCGGAAAUUAAAAAUAAUUCCAAGUAUCGAAAUGAAGAUUUUCCUUUUAAAUCUAUAACAGAAUUUUUACCCGGGCAAUUAGAAAAUAAGGAUUCGAUGCUUGAUAAAAAUUUAGUGAUAUUGACUUGGAGUUUUUUCAAACAGGGUUUUGCAAUGCAAUGUCUGACUGAAGGUGAAAAAAUAAUUAUGACGGUAUGGCCGUUACUAUCAUUUGCUGAACAGGGUACCUACGACAUUGUUAACAAUCUCGGAUCAUUAGCUGCAAGAUUUAUAUUUCGUCCUGUGGAAGAUAGUGCGUAUUUUUAUUUUACCCAAACAAUAAAAAGGGACAAGCCCUUGAUAGAGCAAAACCCUGUAAAAGUUCGAGAGAGCGUUGAUGUACUGAUGCACUUGUCUUCCUUUGUGACAUCAAUUGGUUUAGUAAUUCUAGUAUUCGGACAGUCUUACUCAUCAACUCUACUUUGGUUGUAUGGUGGAGCCAAAUUAACUCAUCAUCUUCCUAUUCUUUUAAUGCGAGCCCACAGUUUUUCAAUAUUACUACUGGCAAUAAACGGAAUAACAGAAUGUUAUACCAAUGCUACGGGAGAUAAGGACACAAUAAAUAGAUACUAUACUUAUAUUUUCCAAUCGAUAGCUUAUUUUAUUGCAUCAUACACACUCACUAGAUGCUUCGGUCCAGUUGGUUUAAUUUUUGGUAACUGUGUAAAUAUGAUAGUUAGGAUUUUUUACUCGGUUUCGUUUAUUAAUCAGAGACAUGCUCCAUUAAAAUACCAACCACUACGCAGACUGAUGCCCAAAUUAUUUUUCUGUGGAUCUCUCAUUAUUUCAGCCAUCGUCACUAGUAUUUCACAUACUUAUCUAUUUCCUGAGUACAAAUUGUAUCAUCUAUUUAUUGGAGUCGUAAUGUUUAGUAUCGUAUUAUCAUCAUGGAUUUAUGAAUACAUGGACUUAAUUCAACUGGGUGUUGAUAAAUGGCGGCAUAAAAACUCUCAAGAGCAAACAAAACUCGAUUAAUUGUACUAUACUAGUAAUAUAUAUUUAUAAAACUAUAAUUAAUACAUAAUUUUAUUUGCGUACUUUAUGUGUAUCUUUACUGUACACGUAA